This is a messenger RNA of Paramuricea clavata, 2538 nucleotides long. The record is from the annotation of a GenBank genome assembly. Lineage: Eukaryota; Metazoa; Cnidaria; Anthozoa; Malacalcyonacea; Plexauridae.
AUGCCAAAUUUUAAGAUCUAUGUUAUAUACACGGCUAAAAACCAAGGUAAUAUAUCCAUGUUUGGCAUAAAUGCUGGAAAACAAUGUGUUGCCAUGUCAAUUUAUGCUAUUGUAUACAAUGAAAUAAAAUCUGUUAAUAUUUGGGAUACACCACUUAUGAACAUGCUUCUAAUUAAUGCAAACAAUCUUUACGCCAUAAUUAGUCAGCACAUUCAAAAAGAUUUCUUGUUGCUCACUGAUGUUCCUGAAAUAUUGUCUAUCAACAAUGAUACUUUUAAUUUGGAGUACAGCGACUCUUUUUCUGGAGCUUUAUGGAUGGAUCAAGGCAACGAACCAUAUGUCACACUUGAACAUGCUUUUCAUGAAGUAUUUGAUGCUGGUAAUUAUAAAGCAUGUUUACUUACUAUUCAAGCAAACACUGUUGCAGUUUUAAUGCCUUUCCCAGAUGUAUUUAAAGUUUUUGAUUCUCAUUCACGAGAUAUGCAUGGAAUCCCAACGGCAAUGGGUUAUAGUGUUUUAGUUUCUGUUGAAGGAAUUCAAAACCUUGUGAGUUUUUUUCAUCACAGUUGUAACUAUCAUGGACAAGAUACUCCCUUUGAAUUGAAGGGUGUUAAAUGUCAUAGAAACAUUUCAUUGUCAAAUACUUUGAAUAACACAGUGAAUGAACAGAUAAACACAACAUCAAAUAACCAUGAGAAAUGCAGUCAGAAAAGACAAAGUGAGACAAUUACAAUCCGAAAAAGCAAUCAACGAACAAAACAACAAGAAAAAGAAAAUAGACUUGCAAAGCAAAGAGAGAAAAGACAACAAGAGUCUGUUGCAGAGAGAGAAAAUAGACUUGCAAAGCGAAGAGAGAAAAGACAAGAGUCUGUUGCAGAGAGGGAAAAUAGACUUGCAAAGCGAAGAGAGAAAAGACAACAAGAGUCUGUUGCAGAGAGGGAAAAUAGACUUGCAAAGCUAAGAGAGAAAAGACAGCAAGAGUCUGUUGCAGAGAGGGAAACUAGACUUCAACACCAGCGAGAAACAAAAAGGUUGAAAAGGCAAAAUGAGACUGUCGAACAAAGAAAACAAAGAUUGGCAAAAGCACGACUUAAUUAUAAAGCAAAUAAAAGAAGAUGUUCUGGAAAAAACAAAUCAUGUCCACCAUCAGGUUCUCAAGAGCAUCACAGUAAUGAUAACAGUGUAUCACAUAAUAGUGUAUCACAAUUGAUACAUAAAUUCCAUAAAUCUGUAUCAACAGGUCCUCUGUAUAUUUGUUCGUGCUGUGAUCAAUUAUGGUAUAAACAUAGUGUUUGUCCAGCCGAGAGACUUCGAUUGUCCAAUCCAAAUUCUACUAAACAUCUACAAGGUAUUAAAAGUGUGAAUGAUAUUGAAUGGCUGUGUUUGACAUGUGACAAACAUCUUAAAAAGAAUAAAGUGCCACCAUCUGCAAUUUCAAAUGGCUUGAAGUUUCCAGAAAAACCUCAUUUCUUUGAUUUAAAUGAAUUGGAAUGCAGACUUAUAGCUCCAAGAUUGGCAUUCCAAAAAAUAAUGCAAGCUCCCAGGGGAGGGCAACUUAAAAUUACUGGUAAUGUUGUGAAUGUUCCAGCAGAUAUAUGUAAUACUGUUAACAUGAUACCCAGGUUACCACAAGAUACUGGGACUAUUAAAGUUCAAUUGAAACGUCGACUGCAAUAUAAGAGUUCUGCCUUGUCUUUGAAUGUCAGACCUAAUAAAGUGAUGCAAGCUGCAGCUUGGUUGGUAAAUACUAGUGAACUAUAUCAAGAACAAGGAAUAACAUUUGAUCAGCAUUGGUUAUCAUACUUUGAUGUUACAAUACCUAAUAGUGACAAUGAAAAUACUACAGUUGAUCAAACUAAUUCAACAUCAGAAGAUGAAUGGAGUGAAGACGAAGCAGAAAUUCCUGCAGGUGUAACAGACAGUAUGCUUACACCUACUGAUUUUGUAGAUGAUACUGAAAGACAACAUAUAUACAAUGUUGCACCUGGUGAAGGUAGUAGACCGCUCAGUAUAUUUAGAGAUCAGUAUUCAGAGGAACUAGCUUAUCCAGGAAUAUUCUUAGGUCAAAAGCGGCCAGAUGAGAAGCAAAGAUUAACUCGUGUUCAUUACAGUGAAAUAUGUAAAUCAGAACUUAGACGAUCUGAUCGAAGAGCUGCAAUGUGUAUUGAGAACAUAUUUUUUAAAACUAAAAAAAUGCAGAUGAAGUUAUUGCUGGGGCAAUCUCAGCUUGCUAUUCGCAAGUGUAAAAUGGGAAACAGAACACUUACUGCUGGUGAGUUAAAAACACCGGAAGGUUUAACAAAUCUCAUUUGCCAUGAUGAAGGAUACAAAUUUUUAAGAGCUUUGAGAGGUUCCCCACCUUACUUUGAAAAAGCCAAAAAGGAUUUGUUUGCUAUGAUUCGGCAGUUAGGACCUGCAUCAUUAUUUUGUAGUUUUUCAUCUGCUGAAACAAAAUGGAAUCAUUUAAUUUUUUUAUUUUUUUAUUUCGAUAUGACAAAAAGAAAAAUUAAAUUACAAACGUACAAAUACCACACAUAA